AUGCAAGUGAAGCAUACUUUUUUGACUUCUUUACUGCUUUCUUUAAGGUUAGUACGAGGUAUUCUUGUUCCUAUUGAAGAUCCUAAUGCCGGUGAUAAGUACAAGAUCGAUUACGUGGAUGGCAACGAGUGGAAGAAUUUGAAAAGUAAUGGAACAUUUAUGUCAACUCAAAAUUUGUUUUCUUUUGGGAAUAAUGAUGAAUGCCUAAUACCAAAGCAGUCUAGUUUAACUGACGAAGAGGAAUUACCUAAGAAUUCUGAAAAGUUACAACAGGCCCUUAGAGAUACUUUGAAGGAAGGUGUUGAAGUACUUUCAGAUGUAUUAGAUGAUAAAUGUCUAGUCUACAACAGUGGCUUUUGGAUUUAUAGGUACUGUUCUGGCGGGGAUUUCAUACAAUUCCAUGGUGAUAUUGACAAGAUUGAAAGUCUUGAAACACUAUUAUAUACACUUGGGAGGUCGAGUACGUCAAAAAAAGAGCGUGAAUUCCAAUUAUUGUAUGAUGACGUCGGUUAUUACAUAAGUGAGGUAAUUCGAUUUGGAGAUGAGUGUGAUGUCACAGGAUAUCCCAGGGUAAUUGAAGUUCAAUAUGUAUGUGGACCGAUAAACACAGUACCGUCAAUUCAAUGGGUCAGAGAAACUAAGAUUUGUCAUUAUGAAGCACAAAUAGCAGUGCCAGAACUUUGUAAUUUUGAACUAUUAUCAAAAAAUGAAGAUAGUAAAACUGCUUCAACGAUAAUGUGUUUAAAGGAUGCUGCAGAAGAUAAGGUAAACACUAAAGAUGUCAUUGAUAUGAUUACUGCUUAUAGUCCUAAAUUUUUGGGCCAUGGUGUCUAUUUGUUGGAACCAGCCCGUGAAAAUGAAAUGUGGGCUUUAAUGUAUUCUGAUGAUAUAAAUAAUGAAGAUAAUGGGAAAGUUAGCAGGCAUGUUUACGAAAAUUUUGGAAAUGCCAUCAAUAAACUUAUAGCUCAAGGCCUUCUGAAGGCACCAGAUGGAUCACCUAUGCAAUCUGGCGAUCAGUACGCAUGGAUAUCGGAUAUUUUUGAUCUAGAAGGCAAUCGAGUUCAAAAGCUCCGUUUUGCAAUAGCUGACUCAAGGCAAGGUGAACUUGUCAUCAGAAAUAAUUUGACAUCCCCUUUGGACAGCAAUUUCGAGUACUAUCAUAAAAAUAACAAUUUUGAAAAUUUAGUGGGGAGAAGAAAGAUUGAUUCUGAUAAAAAAUCAAAAAAAAUCGAUGCAAUAGAAAAAGUUGCUGUACAUAUUUCACCUGAGCUAGAGGUUGAAAUAUUAGCCUCUAAAGGUGAGGCUAGAAAUGUUAUUGUUAUUAAUGAUUUAUUUUUUGAAGAUGGCCUUACUCAAGAUGAAGCAAAUGAAUUGCUAAAAAAGAUUUUUGAUUCUGCUCAAUUUGAAGAUAUAAUGAAGGCAUUUGAUAUACAACAAGGUGAAGAAUAUGAGAUUGAAGCUUUUUUGGCCACUCAGUUUGAUACUGAUGACCUAUUAAACGGGAAAGUUAUGGUAGAUUUCUUUAUGGAUGAUAAACAGCUAGGUAAAAUAGAGGAAGAACUCACAGGAAAUGGCAACGAAUCUAAAGAACAGGAUGAAAAUAGUAACGAAGAAAGUGAACUCGUUCAGCAAAAUUAUGAAGAAGAAGAAAAACAGAAUGAACAUGGCAGACAAGAAGAAUUCACAGAGGGUGGCGAGAGACCUAAAAAACAGAAUGAAAAUGUCAUGGAAGAAAGUAGAAAUAUUCAACAAGAUCACAAGAAAAAUGAAGAACAAGGUGAGCUUCAUGAACAGGUGGAAGUUGCAGAGAAGAAAGACGAAAAUGUACCCAGUCAAGAUGAGGAAGGCUCAGAUGAACUUAUAGAGCCAAUGGAGACAAAUGCAAGAUCACAAAAUGAAGUGAAUCAACAAGUUUUCAAGGCUAGGAGUCAUCCAGAAGAAUCAGUUGAAAAUUCUAGAGAAGAAACAGAAAUAGUGGAUAUAGCAGAUUCUCUUAUAGAAGAGGAGGACGUUGGAAAACUAAUUGAAGAAGUUCAAAUUGAACAAGAACGUUCUAGCGAUUCUAGUGGAGAACCCUUGGAGCAAUUGGAAGCAGUACAGGAGAAAUCCUCCCAGAUCAUCGACAGUGGGGUAAAGGAUUCUGGAAUUCAAGCCGAUGAACGUAUGAAAUCUAAUGAAGGUUUGGAACAAGACGUUGUGAAGGACCAAGAGGAAAAUGCGACGCUGAUAAAAGAAAAUGAUGAAGUGCCUGGAGGAAUACAUGAACAGAACAUCAUUGAAAGCCAGGCUAGGGAGAACGAGGAUAUUGAACCGGACAAACAAUUUGAUGAUUAUGUCCUGGAGGCUCCUACCAUUGAGAAGUCUGUACACACAAAAGUAGAGAUGCAGUCUUCCGAUGACACAGUAAUUAGUGCCGUCCCGGAGCCAAUUAUGGACACCGAUACUCUUGACGAGGUUACUAAUGUUGAAGCGAUCGCAAAUCAUGAAACAAAUAGCAUAAAUUCAGACUUAAGAACAGGGGAGCUCUUUGAAAAUGAUAAUGAAGCAGUGCAACUGGAUAGCCAGCAUGGCGGAAAAAAUAUUGAAGAAGGCGUGCAACCUAUUUCAAGCGAUGAUUAUAUAGGCCGUGAGGCUUUGCAAAAAAUAGUAGAAAAGGAAGAACAUGAUGAGAGCAAUCAGCAAGGGGGUCCAGAAGAAACUUCAGAGGAUUUCCAAGAAAAUGGUAAUUUUUUAAAGAAUGACCAUAUUGAACCUUCAGCCUAUAACCCUGCAUCAGAAGAAUAUAGACCGAAUGUUUCAGAGAUUGCCCAAGAGGAUAAUGUUUUGCCAAUGGAGACAAAGGAAUCCCAAGAACGUGAAACUGAGAAAGAUGUUUCAGCUGAUAUGCAGGAAACCUUAAAUCAUGAUAGUGUUAUCGAUAUUGAACACGAUGAAUUGUGA
Messenger RNA from Kazachstania africana CBS 2517, 2940 nucleotides. RefSeq names its product Yos9p (gene YOS9). Gene Ontology annotation, cellular component: endoplasmic reticulum lumen. Bases 1 to 2940 code for a protein of 979 amino acids. The record is from RefSeq and is a predicted model, not a curated record. NCBI's taxonomy places the organism in Eukaryota, Fungi, Ascomycota, Saccharomycetes, Saccharomycetales, Saccharomycetaceae. The transcript has a single exon. Gene Ontology annotation, biological process: endoplasmic reticulum unfolded protein response; retrograde protein transport, ER to cytosol.